CUGUCCCCUGCUCUCCGUCACCGCGGGCUCCCCUCUCCUUUGCCCUUCUUCCCCGUUUUCUCCCGCGGCCAGCGCCUCCGUGCCUGCCCGUGCGUGCCUUUCCCGGUCUCCUCCACCGGCCACCGCGGCCUCGCAAUCCAGGGGCAAUCAGCGCCUCCCCCACCCCCAUCCACCGCCCUGACCGCGUGAGGGAGAUCAAACGCGGAGCCUCUCUCCAGCGCCCUCGCAAUGCCGGGCCUCGCUGCAACCGAGCAGGAGGCCGUCUCGCUGGUUCGGCGCGUCGCCCGCGCCCUCAACCGCCAUGUCACCGACAUCUUCGCGCUGCUCUUCAGCCACAAGGGCGCUGGAUCGCUCGGUGCCGUCGCGGGGUUCGCCAUCGCCGUUGUGUUCGCGUGGAAGUUCCUGCGCCCCCGCAGGCCUGCUCCCAAGCGGCCCCCGCCUACCCCUGCAGCGGACCCCGCCGCGACUGUGCCUGAUGCGGCGGAGCCUAUUGGUGACUCUGGCAAGGUAGUAACACGGGAAAUUGUGGUGAAGCGACUGAGAGGGUGCAGAAAGGUUACGUGCCAACUUCUUGGUGUUGUUUUUGAGGAGAAAACUCCUGAGGAGCUUCAGGAACAUGCUACAGUUAGACCCUCCGUGGUAGAGUUACUACUGGAAAUAUCCAGAUAUUGUGAUCUCUACCUGAUGGAGACUGUACUUGAUGACAAGAGCGAGGAGAACGCUCUCAUGGCCCUGGAGACCUCUGGACUUUUCAGAACUGGUGGCCUGAUGAAAGAGAAGGUGCUCUUUUGCAGCACUGAAGUUGGUCGAACUUCAUUUGUUCGACAGUUGGAGUCAGAUUUUCACAUAGACACGAACCUCGACAUAGUUUCUCAAUUAUCUCGGUUCAUUCGAUGCCAACUAUUUAUUUCCACGGUGGAAGGAGAACAGCUUGCAGGCAACAUAUACAAUUCUCCAAGUCUUGAGCAGUUCUUCUCUUGAAGGCGGGGCGCAAAGAAAAGGGGGCUUCUGAACUCCAAACAAAUGUGCUGAUUUAGCAGCACAGUUGUGAGUUGUCACGCCCCCAACCAAGGCAUGGACAGAACAGCCACCCUACUCUUAUAGGAGUUGGCUUGCGAUCAUGCAAGAUGUAUAUUAAAUAUAGACGAUGAUAAUAAGUUGAUAAAAAAACAUUCUUAUUUAUUUGUUUGUUAUUUCUAGUAAAAAUUGCAUGGAAAAAAAUAUGAAUAUAGAAGCUACUCCUAUACGUCAA
This is a messenger RNA of Sorghum bicolor (sorghum), 1252 nucleotides long. Its product is annotated as peroxisome biogenesis protein 22. The record is from RefSeq and is a predicted model, not a curated record. Lineage: Eukaryota; Viridiplantae; Streptophyta; Magnoliopsida; Poales; Poaceae. The transcript is spliced from 8 exons. Bases 229 to 981 code for a protein of 250 amino acids. Gene Ontology annotation, biological process: peroxisome organization.